GCCGGCAGCUCCCGUCUCUCGCCGGGGCCCCCUGGCGUAGCGGUUCCCGCUCCGACGCCGCGGCUGGAGGCGGAGGAGGCCGCGGCGGCGCCGCCCGCCGGAACCAUGGCCCAGCCGGGCCCCAGCGCCCCGACGGACGGUAAUGGGGAAGCGGCCUCGCCGCGUCGAGCCGAGCGGCCUGCCCGAACGGCGCCGGCUGGGGACGUUGCUCUUCUACAACGGGUAGCAGAAUUGGAAAAGGUCAACGCAGAAUUUUUGCGCACAAAGCAGCAACUUGAGCAAGAAUUUAAUCAAAAGAGAGCGAAAUUUAAGGAGCUGUACUUGGCAAAGGAAGAGGACCUAAAAAGACAAAAUGCAGUGCUGCAGGCAGCCCAAGAUGAUCUGGGACAAUUGCGGACGCAACUUAUGGAAGCUCAUGCUGAAAUGGAAAACAUCAAAGCUAUAGCUACAGUAUCUGAGAAUACAAAGCAGGAAGCUAUUGAUGAGGUGAAGAGACAGUGGCAAGAGGAAGUAGCUUCACUACAAGCUAUUAUGAAAGAGACUGUUCGUGACUAUGAGCUCCAGUAUCAUCACAGGAUGGAACAGGAACGAGCGCAGUGGAAUCAGUAUCGCGAAAACAUGGAACGAGAAAUAGCAGAGUUAAGGAGACGACUGUCUGAAGGCCAAGAGGAGGAAAAUCUCGAAAAUGAAAUGAAAAAGGCCCAAGAAGAUGCUGAGAAGCUUCGUUCAGUUGUGAUGCCUAUGGAGAAAGAGAUUGCAGCAUUAAAGGAGAAGUUGAUAGAAGCUGAAGAAAAAAUAAAGGAGUUAGAAGCAUCAAAGGUUAAAGAACUGAACCAUUAUCUGGAGGCUGAGAAGUCCUGUAGGACAGACUUAGAGAUGUACGUGGCUGUUCUCAACACGCAAAAAUCUGUCCUGCAAGAAGAUGCAGAGAAGCUGAGGAAAGAGCUGCAUGAAGUCUGCCAUCUCUUAGAGCAAGAGCGACAACAGCACAACCAGUUGAAACACACGUGGCAAAAAGCCAACGACCAGUUCUUGGAGUCCCAGCGUUUGCUGAUGAGAGACAUGCAGCGUAUGGAGAUUGUGCUGACCUCUGAGCAGCUCCGACAGGUCGAAGAACUGAAAAAAAAAGAUCAGGAAGAAGAUGAUCAGCAGAGACUUAGCAAAAGAAAGGAGCAGAAACAGAAAGAUUCAGAUGAUGAAACAAAAGCUACGUGUUCUUUAGCCCACGAGGAAUCCCUUACCCAGUUCUCUAAUGAAGAGGUGCAUUUAAAUAGCACCCACAGCUCAGUCCAUUCGUUGGACGCUGACUUGCUUCUGUCUUCUGGUGAAUCAUUCAACAAAUCAGAAAACGAUAUGUUUAAAGAUGGACUACGAAGAGCACAGUCGACAGACAGUCUAGGGACAUCUGGAUCUUUGCAGUCCAAAGCUUUAGGAUACAACAACAAAGCAAAAUCUGCUGGGAACCUGGAUGAGUCAGAUUUUGGACCACUUGUUGGAGCAGAUUCAGUGUCUGAGAACUAUGAUACAGCUUCCCUUGGGUCUCUGCAAAUGCCUAGUGGGUUUAUGUUAACCAAAGAUCAGGAGAAAGCAAUCAAAGCAAUGACACCAGAGCAAGAAGAGACUGCUUCACUGCUUUCCAGUGUUACACAGGGAGUUGAAAGCGCGUACGUGUCUCCUAGCGGUUACCGCUUGGUGAGCGAGACAGAGUGGAAUCUGCUGCAGAAAGAGGUGAAAAAGCUGCAGGUGAUGCUGAGGCAGGCUAAUGACCAGCUGGAAAAAACAAUGAAAGAUAAACAGGAACUGGAGGAGUAUAUGAAACAAAGUGCUGAAGACUCCUCUAAUCAGAUCUCUUUGCUAAUGGUUAAAUGUCAGAAGUCAGAGAAUUUCCUCAAUGAGCUGCAGCAGGCGUUUUCUCAAGCAAAGAGAAGUGUGCAGGAGCAAAUGGCUGUCCUGACGCAGUCAAGGGAGCAGGUUUCAGAAGAGUUGGUGAGACUGCAGAAAGAUAAUGAAAGUCUUCAAGGAAAACAUAGCUUACAUGUGUCUUUACAACAAGCUGAAGAUUUCAUUCUACCAGAAGCAGCAGAGGAGCUCCGGGAGCUGAUUUUAAAAUAUCGUGAAGACAUCAUUAGUGUGAGGACAGCAGCAGAUCACCUUGAGGAGAAACUUAAGGCAGAGAUUUUAUUCUUAAAAGAACAGAUUCAAGCUGAACAAUAUUUGAAAGAGAACAUAGAAGAAACUCUACAGCUGGAAAUAGAGAAUUGCAAAGAGGAAAUCGCUUCCAUUUCCAGUUUAAAAGCUGAACUGGAAAGAAUAAAAGCAGAGAAAGAACAGUUAGAAAGUUCUUCACAGGAAAGCCUACAGCAGCUGGAGAGUCUGCAGGAAACAAAGAACACUCUGGAAGAACAGCUGAAGAAGGAAACAGCAGCAAAGGCAAACCUUGAGCAGCUGGUGUUUGAAGAGAAGAAUAAAGCUCAGAGGCUGCAGACUGAAUUAGAUGUCAGCGAGCAAGUGCAGAGAGAUUUUGUAAAGCUUUCUCAGACACUUCAGGUGCAGCUGGAGCGGAUCCGGCAGGCAGAUUCCCUGGAGAGAAUCCGUGCAAUCCUGAAUGACACAAAACUGACGGACAUUAAUCAGCUUCCUGAAACAUGACACCCUGAGGAGCGUGCUCCAAGGCUGCGUUUGGGGUUUUUAACUCAUCUUUAUAGCAACAUUAAUUAUUAUUUAACUCUAACUGAAAGAGCAGAAGACAACAGAGGGGAGCAAUGACUAAGUUUUGUUUCUAGAGGGGAAAAGGUUUCGUGCUGGGCAGGAAGAGAGCACAAGAGUGACUUGUUGUGUAGGAAGGAGAACUUUCUAAUGGAAACACUAAUGGGUGCGGUGUUUCAUGUUCCACUGAGUGGGAUCAGUCCUUACAUUCUGAAAAACUUCCCCUCUUUCAGCCAACUUCGUAACCUGAUGUAGAAUUUUGGAACAUUUACCCUCUGUUUUUUCCCUUUUUCCUUUCCCCCCCAAUACUGUGAUCAAAGUAGCUGCUGGAAACCAUAUUGUCCCUCCAAAACAUUGAAGAGCAAAGUGGUUGAAGUUUUUCUGUUUGAAUAGUCAGUAACAGUAUUCAGCUAGCAGAGAGAAUGAGGUGUAGAGUAUGCUGUAUGAAUAUUUUAUAUUAAAAUAUGACUUUAUUAGCAGGACACUGGAUAUUGAUCUUAUUUCAUAACUCAGUGUUGUAUUUUUUUUAACCAUUGACUUUGUGUUGAAGAAUAUGAAUGCUGCUGAAAUGUGAUGGUCACAAGUGAGCUGUGUGUCUCCUGAACAGAUAAAUGCCAAUCCAGAAAACUCUGAAAACUGUACUGAGAACGUAGCUCCUUGAAAUGCUUCCUCUGGAUUCUGAUCCUUAAAGAAAAGCACAAGAAAUGCACUGUUCUGUAAUCACUUUUCACAAAUGUAACUUAAAACCUGGAAUUACAGCUAGUUCUUUCUCAUCUUGAAAGCUGAGCAGUACCAGUAAUUCCUUCUCCACGUGAAGAAAAUAUGUUAGCAAAAACCCUGUGCGUUGUCUGAGUGCUGGCAAAGGGCAGCUCUGCUCUGGUAGGUGGCACCAGGCAUGGUCAAGGUAAGAUGUUAAACAAAGCAAAGUCAGUUUCACCCUCCUCUUCUGGGUCAGUUUUAAUAGUACCCAAAACAGUGAUGGCACUCUGUCACAGAGCACAAACUGCUGAAGCUGCAUUAUUCUGCUGGUUCAAGUUGGAAAGGUGCAGUGCAUCUCUUACUUAGAAGUACAGUAUUGUGUUAUUGCUCAGAGUUGAUUCGUACGCUGUCCUGUAUUUCUGUUAGCAUGCAUUUAAAUGACACUGUGUAACGGCUAAGGCAGGACAUUCUUGUGAUUGAUCAGGUUGUAGGUUUGGGAUUUUUAUAUGAGUAACACGAUGGUAACAUAAGCAUUCCUCCUUUUUCUCCUUUUAGUGGAGUUUCAUGCACGCAGUUGAAUAGGAACACUUUAAUGUACAGAUGUGGUAAUAGUGGUGGUGCAUAUUGAGUUCUUGGACUAGUCCCUAGCAAAGACUCAAUUCAAAGAGAAGAGGUUGAGAGAGCUUGUUAUUGUCCAGAAUUUAUAUCUUAAGCUUUCUGCUAUUGUUUACUGUUAUCUUUGCAUACCAUAGAUCUGGUGAUGAUGAAAAAAACAGAAGUGACAGAGAAUGCUCUGUACUGUAAUGCACAUAACUAUAUUUUGUUAGGUACUUAAACCCUAUUUUAGCAGUGUACGUCUGCUACUGACAUGAAGUUAAGACAGGUGGUUUUGGAGAGGAAUGCCUUAAAAACAGCCAAAAAGAAGCAUAUGAGCUCAGUUGCUUAUCAUUUAUUCGAAGAAAUAAGGCACCCUAGAAAUUAAUUUCUUUCAUAAUGCUGACACUUCAAACCCAUUCUUCUUACCUUAGUAACAACUAGAGUAAUAGAUGGCAGGGCUGUCAUCUUCCAAAUGUGUCCUUGUUUCAUUUAAAAGAAGUUGAAGUGUGACUUAGGUUCUUUAUCUUGGUACUUAGGUUCUUUAUCUCAGCAUUUACUGAACUGUGAGGUGAGAGCAGCUGCCUUCUGAUGCAGAAAUCUAAUAGCAGGUGUUUUGCAUUCAGUUUUCCAAGGGUUAGCAUUGUAUUCUGUUGAAUAAAAAUCUUGGGUGGGCUUUAUUAAGGAGCUGCAGACUGGAAGGCUUUUUUCCUGCAUUCUCUUCCUUCCAUAAAACUGACUCCUAACUGGUUACUGGUUGUUAACUUGUGCAGCAGUGAUUUAAGGAAGCCUGUUGUUUUCUGGUUAAACUACAAUGAUGACGUGCAUCUUCUGAGCAAGCUGAACGCUUGAGGAAUUGCACCUGAAGACACAUGCUGAAAAAGAACUUUUAGUUGAGUUUAUGGACUGUUUUUCUAAUGCAAGAGAACUGUUAAUGGCAUUUCAGCAUCCCUUUCUAGUCUGACUGUCAGUACCUAUCAUCAGCAGCCCCAUCUUCCUGCCUGUUCUUGCCUUCCCCUCAACCAUGGCCAUGGCUGAUCAUUUUGGACUCUGCAGGGCUGGUGAGGUUUUUCCUUAGUGAAUUUUUACAAAUGGCUUUCUGUAGCAUGGUGAUGUCAGAUUGCAGGUGAUGAUGGCUGCAGAGAGCCUUUCUGCAGUCCAUAGAGGAGAGCAGUUGAGGGAGAGAUCAGCCUGUGAUCAUUCAUAGACACAGCAACGAUUACAGCAGUUGCAGAAUGAAGUUGUACGUGUGUGUGUGUCCCUGUAUGCAUGCUUGUGUGCUUUUCCCAGUGGCCAGUGAUGGCCUGCAGGCCUGGUGUGAGGCUGGAGGUAUGUGCAGUAGGGCUCAGAAGGGACUAAUGAGCACUGAAAGGAGUGGUGCUGGCUGCUGAGUUCCUUGGCUGUGAACCAGCACUGCAUGUGUCACAGGAGUGACAUCCUUUGGUUUGGAGAGGAAGGAAAUACAGCGAUAUGUGAUUGUUUUCCUUUGUACCACCUUACUCCAUUGUGCACCCUUACCCCUGUUUUAGUACUAUGGCCAUUUUGAGGCUGAGUGAUCUUUUUCACCAACUGCUGGUCAUCCCUUUUAAAAAUUUAUUUUAAAAUUAGAAGCUUACCCAUCCACAGAAGUGGUGGGCGAUGCUACAACCAAAUGUCCUGCUGGGGAAGGAAAGCACGGCUUCAGAGGUGGUAACUCAAGCUUGGGCUGAACGCAAAUGUAAGAAGAUGUAAAGUGGCCUUCAAAAAAGAAAAUGAAAGUGCCAAAUUUGCAGAGCACUUAUUAAACCACUGUCAAUGGAGGGCAGUUAAAAACUCUUGCUGUAAAGCUGUAGAUGCUCACUCAGUGGAUUAUGAUGAUAUCGCUUAUAAUAAAUCAGAGACUAAACACUCUUCCCUCCAGUUCUUGGCUUUCUGGAGCUUGUUUUGAAUGGGGUGGUAGGUUCUCCUCACUCAGUAAGAGUUUGUGUUUUUUUAACAGGCACUAAUUCUAACCUGACAGUUCAGCUCUGAUACACAGUGAGUGGAUUAGAAAGCUGGAUUUUAUUUAUGCAGUCUGUAAAAGGGGCAAGAUCAAGUUUUGUAUGCAUUCCUAUACUUGUAUAGUCUUAAUCUGUACAAAAAGUGUUCUUGCAGCAUGUACGGUAACCUAGUUACCUAACAGGUAAUAACAGCCCUCCUUUCCUUACAGCUUUACUUUGGCACCUCUUGCCGUGCCACUUUUGUAGCAGUGCAGUACUACUUUUCAAAACUGAGCUUGACCACGUCACCUUUUUGAAAGGGGAAGUGUGGGAGGGAGGGGGAGGAACAAGAAUUACUUAUUGUCCACUGACGUUUGUCUACAGCAGAUAAUUGGCCUUUUAAUGUCAAGAGUGCCAGCUUUUGAGAAAGGCAAACUGAGUCUUUGGAAGUUAAUACUGCAUUCCAGUGAACCAAGCCAUUGGUGUCCUGUGCAAUUGUGGAUGUAGAAUUCUGCUGUCUACAGGAUUCAAGUGUAACCAUUUGUUAACUGUAUUGAAGGUGUGUCCUUUAUGAAGAAAGUGUUCCCAAUUAAAAAAAGCUGCUGAAGUGUACGCGCUUCUCUGGUCUUUCUACUCUGCCUUCUGCCACAGGCUUCCACUGCAGUCACUGUGCCAUGGAUCAAAGGCAGGAGAUGGCUCACAGACAAACCCCAGGCAGUUUUCUGAAGGAAACAGUGAUACCUUUUCCCUCACUUCUAAGCUAGCUGUGAGUAUUAACUAUCGUACUUCAGGUUUGAAAUAGCCUGCUGCACUGUGUCCUGCCAGGAGAAAUGCAAAGACCACAGCAUGUGAGGAGUCUUAUGAAAAGUAUUUUAAUUCAUAAUUGAUCUUUACAAAAUAAUAAAGAAAAGACAUAUUGUUCAGUGUAUGAAUGUUGAAUAUAUGUAAGGAGAAUUACUACGGAAUAAUGAAAACUUAUCCAGCCUUUUAUUGUAGGUUUAUUCUCUUGGAGAUGUUAGAAGUUCACGUGGCCUCUGAUGUCAUUGAUCUGCUUUACCAUUUCCCUUAUGCGUUCUCCCCUUCAAGAAAAAUAAAUUCAAAUAAAAAAGCUGCAAGUCA
Tympanuchus pallidicinctus (lesser prairie-chicken) is the source of this 7076-nucleotide messenger RNA. It is a transcript of the gene RABEP1, whose product is annotated as rabaptin, RAB GTPase binding effector protein 1. Gene Ontology annotation, cellular component: endocytic vesicle; endosome. The record is from RefSeq and is a predicted model, not a curated record. The transcript has 17 exons. The coding region runs from base 106 to 2649 and encodes 847 amino acids. Gene Ontology annotation, molecular function: growth factor activity; GTPase activator activity. NCBI's taxonomy places the organism in Eukaryota, Metazoa, Chordata, Aves, Galliformes, Phasianidae. Gene Ontology annotation, biological process: Golgi to plasma membrane transport; endocytosis.